GAGGGGAUCAUUUCCAUGGACCAUCUGUCUCUCUGGCUGCGCUCACAACAAAGAAGGACCCAGGAUGGUGUUAGUCCAUGUCGGAUAUCUGGUUCUCCCCGUCUUCGGCUCAGUUAGAAACAGAGGAGUGCACUUCAACAGGCAUCAGCACAGCCAUGCUACCUCCUGCCGACACUUUCACCUGGGCACUCCCCAGGCACCCAUCUCAGCAGAGUUCCCCCUCGGACAUGCCAGCCAGCCCUCGCAGACGGGCCUGGCCGCCCACCUACCCCCUGCGCACCACCUGACCCUCACCGCCCUGCCCACACACCCACAGUUUCAGGAUGUGUCGGGGCCUUCAUUCCUACCUCAGGCCUUACACCAGCAAUACCUCAUCCAGCAGCAGCUCCUUGAAGCACAGCACCGCCGGAUUCUGCCACAUCCAAGAAGACCCCAGGAGCGUAGUCCCCUGAACUCCCACAGACUGCGUUCAGGUUUUGAGUACUCCACUCCCCUCCAUGUUUCUCAGCCAGUAACGCAGCAGCCGCGGUACCUGGCCGAAGGCACUGACUGGGAUCUCAGUGUAGAUGCAGGACUCUCUCAUCAGUACCAGCUCCAGCAGCUUCCACAGCACUAUCAACACUACCUGACCUCCCCUCGACUGCACCACUUCCCCAGGAAUACAACAUCUGCCCAAGUGGUUGUGCAUGAAAUCAGAAAUUACCCGUAUCCCCAGCUGCAUUUGUUAGCGCUGCAAAGUUUGAAUCCAGUGAGGCACGUUACUGCUGUACGAGAAAGUUACGAGGAGCUCCUGCAGCUUGAGGACCGAUUGGGGAGCGUCAGCAGAGGAGCUGUCCAAACAACUAUAGAGAGGUUCACCUUUCCACACAAAUACAAGAAGAGAAAGCCUCUGCAGCUAAAGGUUGGGGAGGAUGAGGAGGAAACAGAUGUGGAUGAGAAGUGCACCAUCUGUCUGUCCAUGCUGGAGGAUGGAGAAGAUGUCAGGAGACUGCCCUGCAUGCACCUCUUCCACCAGGGCUGUGUGGACCAAUGGCUGGCCACCAGCAGGAAGUGUCCAAUCUGUCGAGUUGACAUCGAAACGCAGCUGAACCCGGACAGCUGA
Nematolebias whitei (Rio pearlfish) is the source of this 1102-nucleotide messenger RNA. RefSeq names its product ring finger protein 165a (gene ark2ca). The coding region runs from base 65 to 1102 and encodes 345 amino acids. The record is from RefSeq and is a predicted model, not a curated record. Lineage: Eukaryota; Metazoa; Chordata; Actinopteri; Cyprinodontiformes; Rivulidae. The transcript has 8 exons. Gene Ontology annotation, molecular function: ubiquitin protein ligase activity; zinc ion binding.